Molecule: messenger RNA, 753 nt
Organism: Drosophila suzukii
Lineage: Eukaryota; Metazoa; Arthropoda; Insecta; Diptera; Drosophilidae
Product: transmembrane protein 17B
Source: RefSeq, a predicted model, not a curated record
CCCUGGACUCGCAGCACUCAGGAUUGAAUCGUCCUUUCCAGCUGAUUACGUUACCAAGACAACCGACGAAAAGUACAACAGACAAAAGAGCUUGAAGUCGCAAAUUUUUAGUCGACCAUUCCCAACCGAAUCUGGAGUACAAGGACACCAAAAAUCUAUAACUAAGCAUUAGAAAUCCUUAUAAAAUGGCUUACUCCGUCUCCCCGCACCGGGCGAACCUGGUGCUGCAGAUGCUCCUCCAGGCCAAUACCUAUGUGUCCAUGGUCUGGGGCAUGAGCUAUCUGAUCCACCUUCUCAUCCGCCUGAAUCACUUGUGGAAUUUGGAGGGCCUGUCCAUGCUGGUGGCCUACAUCCUAGCCGUAUCCGCUGAGUCCGUACGCCUGUACGCCGGCUACUCUGUGAACCUCUGCUCCGGGGCCACCGCCAUGUGGUUGCUGCUCACAGUGACGCCCUGCAUCCUGCUGCCCGCCAUGGUCUUUCUCCGUCUCACAGCUGCCGGACGCAGUUUGUGGCUUCGCAUCAUCACGAAUGCCGUGUUUGGACUGAUGGCCCUGGAGGUAAUCGUAUCCGUGGUUCACUUUGUGAUAUGCAAGCCAGGCCAAAAGAGGUCGAUGACCCAGACCGCCGAGGAGGAUGAGUAUCUGCCCGAGGAGCAGCCAUCCGCCGUGGGAUCGCCCACGUCCAGUGAGCAAAAGCGACGCGUGCGUCGAUCCCCGGAGUCAAAGUGAGGCGACAAACAGCGGUUGUAUAGUA